Molecule: messenger RNA, 4317 nt
Organism: Larimichthys crocea (large yellow croaker)
Lineage: Eukaryota; Metazoa; Chordata; Actinopteri; Sciaenidae
Gene: runx3
Product: RUNX family transcription factor 3
Exons: 8
Coding region: 280-1545 (421 amino acids)
Biological process (GO): ossification; chondrocyte differentiation; hemopoiesis
Cellular component (GO): nucleus
Molecular function (GO): ATP binding; DNA-binding transcription factor activity, RNA polymerase II-specific; RNA polymerase II cis-regulatory region sequence-specific DNA binding
Source: RefSeq, a predicted model, not a curated record
GCAGAUACACUGUGGCUUUUAGCCUCUUACUAGCACUGAAGCUCCAGUCAGGCCACCACCAUCGUGGGAGAGAAAGAGAAAAGACAAACCACGCCAUCAGACUAGCUGGCUAACCUCAGACCUUCAGCCCCCUGCGUGACAGAGGACCACAAACCCAGCCCUCCACGCCGGCCCUCUUCCACCACCCGGGUUCCAUUAGGUGGGCCCCCUCUCAUCUCCAGCCCUGGUCGGUGGAGAACGACUGCAGCGUGGGCUCCACACUGUUCUGGUUUCCCUGUCAUGGCAUCCAACAGCAUCUUUGACUCCUUCUCCAACUACAGCAGCAGUCUACUCAGAGAGCCGCCCACCACUAGACGGUUCACGCCGCCCUCCACGUCCUUCCCCUGCAGUAAGAUUGGAGACGGCAACGGGGCCAUGGCCACCCCGGGGCCCCUCAGGUCAAGACCCGACACCAGGAACGUGGUGGACGUCCUGGCGGACCACGCCGGCGAGCUGGUCAGGACCGACAGCCCCAACUUCCUCUGCUCCGUCCUCCCGUCUCACUGGAGGUGCAACAAGACGCUCCCCGUGGCUUUCAAGGUCGUCGCUCUCGGUGAUGUUCCCGACGGGACGCUGGUCACCGUGAUGGCCGGGAACGAUGAGAACUACUCGGCCGAGUUGAGGAACGCCUCCGCCGUGAUGAAGAACCAGGUGGCCCGCUUCAACGACCUGCGCUUCGUGGGCAGGAGCGGACGAGGAAAGAGCUUCACUCUGACCAUCACUGUGUUCACCGGACCGCCACAAGUGGCCACCUAUCACCGCGCCAUCAAAGUCACCGUGGAUGGACCCCGAGAACCGCGCAGGCACAGAGUGAAGAUAGAAGACCCCCAGAAGAUGCAGUUCUCGGACAGGCUGUCAGAGAUCGAGCGCUACCAGCGGAGUAUGCGAAUAGGCCCAGUGAACAAUAAUCCCCGCCCCAUCCACCAAACCCACCUCAGCACCACACAAGCCCUGUGGCAGGAGCAAAUGGACACCCCCGCUCUGAAGACAUGCAAGGUGGAGGAGGACCUGAGACCAUGGCCAGGGACUACAGAUAUCUUCCAACAAAGGACCACCUUCCCGUCUCUGUCGCCACUGACUGACCCUCGUUUCUCAGACCCCCGCAUGCACUACCCCGGGGCCUUCCCCUACUCCGCCAACACCUCCAGCACUGGCAUUAGCGGCCUCAGCAUGUCAGCCUCUUCUAGAUACCACACCUACCUGCCGCCCCCCUACUCAAACAACCAAACCCAGAACUUCCAGUCCAACUCCUACCUGUAUUACGGCACAGGCUCUGGAUCCUAUCAGUUCUCCAUGGUGGCGCCGGGGAACACCGGGGGCGAGCGCUCCCCCACCCGCCUGCUGUCCUGCUCGGGGGCCACGGGUGCCGGAGGGACCAACAGCCUGAUGAACCCGGGCCUGAACACCCAGAGCGAGGGCGUGGAGGCUGACGGCAGCCACAGCAACUCCCCCACUGCCAUGAGCGCCUCGGGGCGCUUGGAUGAGUCCGUCUGGAGGCCUUACUGACUGACAGAGAGUUAGACAAUCAGAGAGAAGUGAGGGAGGAAAAGCAAAGAGGAUGAUGAACAAAAAAAGAUGAACACUGAAAGAAAAAAAACAAACAAAAAAAAGAGAAAUGCUGCAUGUUUGUCUUUUAUUUCUCCGACACUCGCUUUAAAGACUUUCUGCGUUUUACCAACUCUCAAGACUUCCAUGUAUUUUGUACAUUUUGAGUAAACUUCUGCACUGUGCUAAAACAUGUACUCUUAAAGGACUAUAAAAGCCAUAAAAGUUGAGAUAAUGUUCAGCUGAAACUGUAAAUAGACGCGAGAAGCCAUAGUAACUUUUCAGGAUCUCUUGUCUGGUGUAAACCAUGACUCAUUAAAGACAAAAAGACAAUGGCAGUAUGACGGCGGUUAACAGCUGAUGAACUGAAAAACCACAGGGGAAAUUCAUCAAACAGACUGUUCAGACUGAUCCAACUGACUUGGUAGGUGGAGACGAGCAGUCCAACUGGAUGUUUGCUCCUUGAGUGACUCAGACAUCCUUCCAAGGCAUGGCUGCACUGCUGUAGCAAUCGGUUCUUCUAAGCUUUAAUUUCUGUAAAAAAAAGAAAAAUUGCAAAAAUAAUAAUUUGUGUCAGUUGUGAAAACAUCUUCAGUUAUAUCCAGGGCUAUUUCAUGUGCUAACAGUACUCAUGCAGUACUUUUUUACCUAAUUUAUUAUCCAAAUGGACACAUUAGCCUUUGGUGCUCCGGUAUGUAGUGGCUAUUUCAGCACAAUCGCUGAGAGAGAAACAUUUUAUCUGUCAGGACUCACAUGUUUAAGAAAUAAAUUCUCCUCUGCUGUGUCUUCAGUGUAUCCAGUUACAACAGGACAAUGGCUGAUAUUUUGAGGAAUGUAAAAGACAGAGAGGGGUGUUUAUUGGUUUCUUUUUCUGCAGGAAUAUUUAAGUCCUGUUGUGUCUACUCUUUACUGUUUCUUAGAUUUCGUAUUCAUGCCCUUCCUUUUCUGGAAAAAAAAGUCCUAGUCUGGUAUUUUUGAACUGGAUGACACAGUUUACUUUUGAUAUUUAUUUGAGCCAAAUUGUGAGGAAAUGUUCGCAUAUACCCAAAAUCCUUAAGCAUUUCUCUCUACCUUUCCUUUUUUAUAUAUAUAUAAAUAUACAGUAUAUAUGCCAUAUUUUGUUGUUAAGUAUAAAUUUGGAAUUUGUGUAAUAUAUUGCUACUAAAUUAUAAAAAACAAAACAAAACCUUUAAUGUAAUUAUUUUGUCUUCCAAUGUAGCUUUGAUGCACUAAAAACCUUUAUUCCUUGUGAACCACGCCCAACAGAUUCUGUUAGUGAGAUGGUGUAUCUAGAGCCGCAAUCUUUUAAACAAUUUCCAAAUUGCCUUCCUGCGUUAAAUAAGCCAAUCGCUUAAUUUUUGCACUAUGUUUGAACUUUUUUGGUUUUAUAUUUACAAAUAUCUGAAACUCUGACAAACUAAAUAUUAAAUAUUCCUUCACAUAUAUUUGCUGAACAUACUUAAAGUGUCCUUUUAAAAAAAAACUUCACUAAGUAAUUAAUGAUUUCAUGAUUAGACACACACACACACACACACACACACACACACACAAAUUCCUGCACCACAGGUGUGUGUGCACAUUCCCCCUGUCCGGAGGACCUUUCCCCCUGCAGUUACACAUGUGAUCCCUCUAUCCCUUAAGAAGGAAGAGUGUGAGGAUGAAGGGAUAGAUGGAGGAGGUGGGGUCAGAGUGGUAUCUUCUUACCAACACCAAGGGCAGUUAUGCAAAAAAAAGAAAACCUUCCCUUGUUGUGCACAGGCCCCUUUGUUCUAUAUAAUCAGUGAGUGCUUUGAAGCCCUGAUUCUGUCUUUUCUGGGCCUAUUUACUAAUCAUCAGUGCCAGAGGCUCAUGGCUCUGCCAAUAAUUCAUACGCCUGCACAGAUGAUCUGGGUAUGAGCUGUGUACACAGAUUUACAGCAGGUAUCAGGUGUCUAAUAUCUACUAAUAAAGUCUUCCACAAGAAGGAAGCAUUCAUGACUCUUUAGACUUCAUGACUCUUAUUUAGUUGCUAUAAAAGUGAGAUUUCAUUUCAAAGUGAAUAGUGAUCCAAAAAGGCUUGCAUUUGCAGCUCAGGUAAAUAAUAAUAAUAAAAAGAAAAACAGUUAUGCAAGGUGUUUUGUAGAUCUCACAUAAAGACUCUCUGCCUUAUUCCUUUAUUUUUUUUUAACAAUCAGCAAAAUGUCUCAUUCCUAUCUCCCUUUGAUUUGGAGGAAAAGCAGAGGACCUUACUUUAUUAUGGGCAAAAAUCAUGCAGCUAGAGAAACCACAUGUGUACUUAUAUUUGUGUGGUUCCUUCAAAAAAAACCAAAGAUCUUCACAACUGCCUGUAAUACUGUCAGGAUGUUAAUGAUGGGAAAGAUGCGUGGCAAAUGAAUCAUGUCUUGACUGAUCUCUAUCAUUCUUUAUGUAAAACUAGGAAGCCAAAAUGUACAAGUGAGUUGUAUUUUAUUGUAUAUUGGAUUAAAGAGCACAAUGUUACUUUUUUUUCUUUUUUCUUUUGUUUUUCUUUUUACAAAAUGCCCCUUUUUUCCUUUUCAUAUAACAAAAUGUUAAUUCAUCUUGCUCCUUUCAUUUCUCUUUAUGCUCAAAGCAUGUACAUCUGAAACUGAUAUGUUAAUUUAAGAAUCUCAUCUAUGUAUGUAAUGAUAUCGUUAAUGCUUCCAUAUUGAGUGCUUGUAAAGUUUGCGGAUAAUGUAGUUUUUAAUCAUUUUAAUUAAAAAACACGUGUCUCAC